UUCUUCUACAAAAACAAGCUCUCAGUCAGAAAAUGAUCUAUGCCAUCACUCUAAAUCGUUCAGGAUUCCAGAGAUGGGCGUGCCAAUAAGCGACUCUUCGGAGAAGAAACUGUCCUGGCUGCGCUCUCAGAUUAUUGGAGGCGAUGUAGAAUUCGAUUCUCCUUUCGGAAAACGUAGGCUCACCUAUGCAGAUCACACUGCCUCCGGCCGGUGCCUUCACUAUAUCGAAGAUCAUAUCAUCGACAAUGUUCUUCCCUUCUAUGGUAACACCCACACCGGCGACAGUUUCGUGGGCGACCGGACGACGAAAAUGCUGCAUGAAGCGUCCCAUUACAUCAAACGAUGCUUAGGCGGCGGGCGAGAUGAUGCAAUAAUAUUUUGCGGAUCAGGCACAACAGCUGCCAUUAAGAGGCUUCAAGAGGUUAUGGGGAUUGCAGUGACACCAAUCAUGAGAGAAAGGCUCAUAAAAUGUCUAAGUACUGAAGAAAGAUGGGUGGUUCUUGUAGGGCCUUAUGAACACCACUCAAAUAUCCUUUCAUGGCGACAGAGUUUGGCUGAAGUAAUAGAGAUUGGUCUUGACGAUACUGGCUUAAUAAAUAUUGAAGAGCUGAGACUGCAGCUUGAGUUGUAUAAGGAUUCCGGCCGCCCAAUUUUGGGUUCUUUCUCUGCUUGCAGUAAUGUCACUGGAAUUUAUUCUGAUACAAGAUCGAUUUCUAGACUUGUUCAUCAACACGGCGGGUUUGCAUGCUUUGAUUUUGCUGCGAGUGGUCCUUAUGUGGAGAUUGACAUGAGGUCAGGGGAGAUUGAUGGCUAUGAUGCUGUGUUCUUGAGUCCACACAAGUUUCUUGGCGGUCCGGGAUCUCCCGGCAUUCUUCUGAUGAGCAAGGCUCUUUACCGGCUUGGAUCUUCUCCUCCAUCAACCUGUGGAGGUGGAACUGUUGAGACACAUUAUAUUUGGAUGAAAUAGAAGAGCGAGAAAACGGUGGAACUCCUCAAAUAAUUCAAACCAUCAGAGCUGCAUUGGCCUUUUGGGUGAAAGAAUACAUUGGCUAUGAAGUGAUCGAAA
This is a messenger RNA of Pistacia vera, 1066 nucleotides long. Its product is annotated as probable cysteine desulfurase. The coding region runs from base 74 to 967 and encodes 297 amino acids. Lineage: Eukaryota; Viridiplantae; Streptophyta; Magnoliopsida; Sapindales; Anacardiaceae. The transcript is spliced from 4 exons. The record is from RefSeq and is a predicted model, not a curated record.